AUGGGCGCUAUAUUGCCGAGGGCCUGUGACUCGACGCUGAUCGAGCGCCAGGCAAACAAAGGCUUUGAUGUUGCCGUCGCAGAAGUCAACGGCUGGCGCACCGAUAUGGAAGAUGCGCACCUUAUCUGGCUGCGUGACGACGUCGGCGUCUUUGGCGUGUACGAUGGCCAUGGUGGUAAGGAUUGCUCUGCAUUUGCCGCCAGGAUGAUCUGUAAAUGGCUUGAGGAAGAAGGGGUUCCUCAGGAUGAUGCUGCCUGGGAGAAGCUUUUCAUAGAGGUCGACCAAGCGUUUCUGGACUCUGGGAUGGCAAGUGGCACGACUGCCACCAUGUGCGUGGUGCAUAAGCCGCAGAAUCUGGGAGAGAAGCUGAAGCUCCAUGUCAUCAACGCCGGCGACAGUCGGACUAUUCUAGGCAAGGCGAAUGGUUGUAUAUUUGAUGGUGGCGGCACGGACAAAGGCCUAACCCGUGACCAUAAGCCCGAGGACCCAGAAGAGAGGAGGCGUAUUGUGAAGGCGGGUGGCACUGUAGAAAAUGACCGUGUCAAUGGAAAUCUCUCAGUAAGCCGGGGCUUCGGUGAUCGUGAUUGCAAGGAGACUGGUGGACCUGGCCCAGACAACCGUCCUGUCACUUGCAUUCCCGAGCAGUACCACUUUGAGUGUGACGAGACAGACUUCGUAUUGCUUGUCUGUGAUGGAGUGUCCGAGGGGGACUUCUCGAACGCUGAAGUCGUGGAGCUUGUAGCUGAGGCGUUGAACGGGGGCAAAGAUGCGGGCAUUGCUGCACGCUAUGUUUGCCACAAGGCCAUCGACAGAAAUUCGAAGGACAACAUCACGUGCAUGGUUGUGCGGCUCCAGGGUGUGUCCGAGGCCAUUGAGAGACACGUCGAGUUCAUCCCCGGCUCGAUCUCCAAGCUCACUCAUGCAGGCUUCCGAAAAGCAUACGCCUUCAUGGCCGGAAAGGCGAAGCUCUCCCUUGCCGAGGCUGUCGCUGGGCGCUACGAGGUCCUCCAGGCCGAGCUGAAGUGUGAACCCAGCAACAGUGAGUUGACAGAGGAAGCUAAGAUGCUCGGCACACCUUGCGGCGCGCCUGGCAGUGACGAGCGCCUGAAGUGGGCCGAGCAGUGGCUGGAGCACCAUCCAGAGGAGGCAGGCGGUGGUGGAGGCCCGGGCGGCAUGGACAUGGAGAUGCUGAUGAACAUGCUGGGCAAGGGUGGAGGCAAGGGUGGUGGCCCAGAUAUAGACAUGCUGCGCAGCAUCUUGGGUAAAGGCAAGGGCAAGCGCAGCGACGUGGCCAGCAGUGGUGGCAGGGGAGACAGUCGUACGCCCGAGCCGGAGCCACGCUGGUUCACGACCUGCUGCCGGAGGAGGGACACCCCCAAAGUGACCUCCUCUCGAAGAGCAGGUGAACCUCCCUCUCGAAGCAUUUCAGGUCCAGAAGUCGGUGACGAUGUCGUCGUUCAUGGUCUCGCGGGCGCUGUAGAACUCAAUGGUUGCCGAGGCAGAGUUCUAAGUUUCAUAGAGGCCUCGGACAGAUUCGAAGUGCAGCUUGAGGGCAUGGAAGGCACCAAGGCUUUGAAAGCUUCAAAUUUGCGCGUAAAUCAAGAUUGA
Messenger RNA from Prorocentrum cordatum, 1608 nucleotides. The record is from the annotation of a GenBank genome assembly. Lineage: Eukaryota; Dinophyceae; Prorocentrales; Prorocentraceae.